CGCCGCUCGCCCUUUCUUUCCGUCCCCGUAAAAACGUUUCUCUCGCUCCCCGCGUUCCGAUGAGCACCUUUUCAAGAUAGUUUCGCGGCGCGGAGGCGGACGAGGCCACAGGGCGGCCGCGCCGGUUGAAUCCUGUCAAUCCCUGUCGAACAGGUCUCCCUGGGGUCGCCUAGGGUCGGUACUAUACACGUGCAAGCGCCUACGCCGCAAGCGCCGCCGCUUCAAGCAUUUUUAGUCGAUUUCUCUCAGCAGCCCAUGAGCACCUUUUCAAAACCAUCCGAGCCCACCUUGCCGCGAAACUGCCGCCGACACUACGUACCUACGCAGCUGGCGAGAGUAUGUCGCAGCGUUAUGUAGAGUUGUAGAGUCCUGGCUCACCAGCCAGAGGCUGGGCCAAGCCAACUACGAGAGUGUUUUAUAGUAGUAAAUUGGUUUACACCGUACUGGGCCGGCGCUCUUAGCGUCGACCUCCACGCCAUCGACGCGACGACCAGCUCGAUGGUUUCCACACGGUCACGAGACGAGAGGUGUCGAUUGAGACGUGGGCACGGGUGUCGGAUCCGCAUCGGCGCACCAGAGCGUCUCCUUGUUCGGGUUGUUUCCUUGGUUCGUGCACCAAGCCUCGCUCCUGUCUCCUCUAAAGUUCACUUUACCAGUGCUGAUGAUGAGGAUCUUGCACCCGCCCCUUGGUCGCAGCACCUGUGCAGAAAUUGAUUUCCGGGCCGGCCCCCUUAGCGUCGACCUCCACGCCAUCGACGCGACGACCAGCUCGAUGGUUUCCACACGGUCACGAGACGAGAGGUGUCGAUUGAGACGUGGGCACGGGUGUCGGAUCCGCAUCGGCGCACCAGAG
Messenger RNA from Pelagomonas calceolata, 853 nucleotides. NCBI's taxonomy places the organism in Eukaryota, Pelagophyceae, Pelagomonadales, Pelagomonadaceae. The record is from the annotation of a GenBank genome assembly.